AUCCUCAACCCACUACAUCCUUCCCUCACACGCCCACAUCACCUAUAAUGGCCUCCAAAGCUGCCUAUAAACGCCUUUCGAAGGAGUAUGUCGCCAUGCAGAGGGAGCCACCGCCCUUCGUCUGGGCGGCACCGGACGAGAAGGACAUCCUCAGUUGGAACUUCAUUAUCCGCGGGCCACCCGACUCUCCCUUUGCAGGUGGCGAAUAUCAUGGAAUACUUCUCUUUCCAUCCGAGUACCCUUUCAAGCCACCCGGUAUCAAGAUGUUUACGCCCUCGGGAAGGUUCCAACCCGACAAGAAGAUCUGCUUUUCUAUGUCCGACUUCCACCCAGGCACUUGGAAUCCUGCAUGGAGCGUCCAAACCAUUUUGACAGGACUGGUCUCCUUUAUGCUCUCCGACGAGAUGACGACUGGAUCCAUGACCACGUCUGACGGAGACAAGCGCACUUAUGCCAUCCGUAGUCAUGCGUGGAAUAUCGAACAGAAGCGUUUCAGGGAGGCCUUUCCAGAGUUUUGCACACCUUCUCUUCGGGGACUUCCCAAUAUGGGAGAGAGAGACCAGGGAAAGCCGGAUACACCACUACCUGCCGCGCCUUCUACAACUACAACUACCUCAUCACAACUACAAACCACACCGCCGCCGCACCCAGCAGCAUCUACAACAUCCGUACCAACGCAAGGUGCGCCAACCGCAACUGGUGCUACUCCAAAAACUGGCACGGGCGCGGUCCGCCCACGGAAGAUAGCAAUGCCCAGGGUACAUGGUGCUCCCGCUGCGACUCCUGGAAAUGGUGCGUCGAAUGGAGACCCUACUGGAAGUAGCGGAUGGAUGGCAGGUUGGAGGCAGAUGGUCUGGGACAAAUGGAGAUGGGGCGUCCUCAUUGCACUAGCAGUGAUUGUGUCUAGGAUCACGAGUGGCAGUAGCGUUUAAUCGUGACCUCCGACCAUACCGCCGCUGUUCAUCUUCCGACCUGGCGACAACAUUCGCCGCACUCUAUCUAUGGGUUUAUUGAUCAGCUCCAUUCGUUUGUUUCGCCCUCCUUCAGUUUGAGCGUUUUGAAGGUCAUAGACAGUGGGGGUGGGUUGAGGUUUUAUGGAACAUAUACUAAUAUAUUCUUCCCGUCUGUUAUCUUGGUCUCAGAUUGAACGACCGUCACUAGUGGACGCGUAUCAACCUUCAUUCGUUUACAGCCUGCGUAUAAUGUCUUGUCUUCAUCGUCACCGUCUUAUGUGACCCACCACUCACUGUACAAUCGGACAGUAUAUCUACCGGUCUCUCUUUCUCUUCUCAUUUAACAUGAAAUGGAAUAAUUCGCUUCGAU
This is a messenger RNA of Stereum hirsutum FP-91666 SS1, 1323 nucleotides long. Its product is annotated as UBC-like protein. The coding region runs from base 48 to 932 and encodes 294 amino acids. Lineage: Eukaryota; Fungi; Basidiomycota; Agaricomycetes; Russulales; Stereaceae. The transcript has 8 exons. The record is from RefSeq and is a predicted model, not a curated record.